CCGUGUAAAACUCAUUUUACUACCAUUGCGGGAAAAGAAAGAAAAAUCAUUACAACCAAACAGGGAGCAAUCCCUUUUCUCUCUCUAUCUCGCCGCCCACCACCGCCGGCCGCCGCCCCCGCCCCGAAACCCACCGCGAAAUCUCACUCACAUUCAACUUAUAGUCAUUUUUCCUUCAUUAGGGUAGACCCAUUCAUUCAUCUUUGCAAAACUGGCCGUUCAUCUUCACGGCCAUCCCAUUUCGUUCGCCAUGACCAACGCCUGCGUUGCAAGAUUCGGAACGGGCAUCCACAAAGCAGCACUCCCACUCCCUCGGAAACGAAAAUUCGGAAUAGUAUUCACAAGAAACUUCUCAACAUUCGCCUCGCACACUUCCCACGUUUACCCCUCCUCCCCUUUCGUAUUAAACUGCCACCUGGCACCAUCAUCGCCGUCGUCGGACGCUCCACAACGCUCCGAAGAAUGGUUCGCCCUGCGCAAAGACAGGCUAACAACCAGCACAUUCAGCACCGCCUUAGGAAUAUGGAAAGGCAACCGCCGCCACGAACUCUGGCAAGAAAAAGUCUACGCCCCCGUCCUGCAGUCAACCGAGCCCUCGAAGCAGAGCGCCAUGCAGUGGGGGGUGCUCAACGAAUCGAUAGCCAUCGAUCGAUACAAAACCAUCACAGGCCGCGAAGUGGGUUCUCUAGGUUUCGCGGUCCACUCCGAGGAGCGGUACCACUGGAUCGGAGCCUCGCCGGACGGUAUACUGGGGCCCACGCCAGGUGGCGGAAUUCUUGAAGUGAAGUGUCCUUACAAUAAGGGGAAGCCAGAGACGAUGCUGCCUUGGUCGAGUAUGCCGUUUUAUUACAUGCCUCAAGUGCAGGGGCAAAUGGAAGUUAUGGAUCGGGAUUGGGUGGAUUUGUACUGCUGGACGCCGAACGGGAGCACGAUAUUCCGUGUUUGUCGAGAUCGUGAGUAUUGGGAACUGUUGCACGGGGUUUUGAGGGAGUUUUGGUGGGGGAAUGUUUUACCUGCCAGAGAGGCGCUUUUGUUGGGAAACGAGGAAAAGGCGAGAUCUUUCAAACCAGGGUCCACGCAUAAAUUAACGGGGCUUGUUAUUUUUAAAAGUAUUAAAUUGGCCGGGGAGUCGAAGUUGCUUUGCAGGGAGAUUGCUGGACACGUGGAGUUUUUCCGUUGAUUUUGGGCUGCCUUUGUUUAGGUAAGGGAAACGAAUUUUCUAUCUCGUUUUUCCGAUUAGAUUGUUCUAUAGUUUCGAUAUUUAAUUGGACUCGUAAAAUUUGUAAUGGCAAAUGGUUAAAAUCAAAAUCGGUUUAUUAUACGUGUUUAUUCUUGC
Erythranthe guttata (spotted monkey flower) is the source of this 1336-nucleotide messenger RNA. The record is from RefSeq and is a predicted model, not a curated record. Lineage: Eukaryota; Viridiplantae; Streptophyta; Magnoliopsida; Lamiales; Phrymaceae.